Syngnathus acus (greater pipefish) is the source of this 2535-nucleotide messenger RNA. It is a transcript of the gene crispld2, whose product is annotated as cysteine-rich secretory protein LCCL domain containing 2. NCBI's taxonomy places the organism in Eukaryota, Metazoa, Chordata, Actinopteri, Syngnathiformes, Syngnathidae. Gene Ontology annotation, cellular component: extracellular region. The record is from RefSeq and is a predicted model, not a curated record. The coding region runs from base 227 to 1771 and encodes 514 amino acids. The transcript is spliced from 15 exons.
CCUCCUCUGAUCCUGAGUGGUCCUUUCCCUAUAUAAGGCUCCCGAAGCCGCUUUGACUGUAGAUGCACACCCCGCGUGCAGGCAACUCUCGGCAGAUCCUCACGGGAAUACAAGACAACCCUCAAGCAAGUGAAUUGUGACAGAAGACAAGCAGAGGUUGUGUCAGGACCAGCUCCCCUCACAUAUAAAAAACACACCAGUGUGUUCAGUCGUCGCAGUGUCAACAAUGGCCUUCAUCCCUCUCCUCACCCUCCUGCUGCUCUCCUUGCUCGGAAACUCGGCGUCUCUUUUCCUGCCCGACUCGCAAGAGCUUAGGCGGCUGUUGAGUCGUUACGAGGACCAAGAAGUGGGUCACAACAGCACCGGCCAAGAUGGAAGAGGCAGCAGGAGCAGACGUGCCAUCCGUUGGUCAGACCGAGAGGAGAUCCUCCAGCUGCACAACAAGCUGAGGGGCUCGGUGUACCCCAGUGCGGCCGACAUGGAGUACAUGGUGUGGGACGACGAACUGGAGAGGUCUGCCACUCACUGGGCUGAGAAUUGCCAGUGGGAUCAUGGACCACAGGACCUUCUCAUGUCCAUUGGGCAGAACCUGGCUGUUCACUGGGGCAGAUACCGCUCACCCGCCUUCCACGUUCAGGCCUGGUACGACGAGGUGAAAGACUACACCUAUCCCUACCCUCAGGAGUGCAACCCCUGGUGUCCUGAGCGCUGCUCCGGACCCAUGUGCACCCACUACACCCAGGUGGUUUGGUCCACCACAAGCAGAGUUGGCUGCGCCGUGCAUGUGUGUCCCAGGAUGAACGUGUGGGGGGAAACAUGGGAGAACGCCGUCUACCUCGUCUGCAACUACUCCCCAAAGGGCAACUGGAUCGGCGAAGCGCCCUACAAAAAUGGUCGCCCUUGUUCCCAGUGCCCUCCCAGCUACGGAGGAGGAUGCAGAAAUAAUUUGUGCUACAAAGACUCCCAGCGCACAGAGACUGAGGAUAUGAACGAAGUGGAGAAGCCUCAGGUGCCUGUCAUACCUCGCACAACCGCUAAACCCAAACCCAAACCCUCCGCUCCAAGGAAACCUGUGUCCAGGCCGUCCACACCCAGCAACCCAUCUUCAAGGAGUCCUAGUAACACCAACUUGGCUCAGAGCAUCAAGUGUGAGACCAGACUGCGAGACAAGUGCAGAGGAGUAACCUGCAACAGAUAUAAAUGUCCCGCUAAUUGCAUGAAUAGAAAAGGAAAAAUUUGGGGAACGCUCUACUACGAUGUGCAAUCGAGUAUUUGCCGCGCGGCCAUUCACUUUGGUGCAAUUGACAACAACGGAGGACUUGUAGACAUCACGAGGAUGGAAGCCAAGGUUCCCUUCUUUGUCAAAGCCACGAAAAAUUCUAUUGAGUCUUUCAGUAAAUACAAGCCAGGAAAUGCCUUUAUGAUGGCCAAAGUACAAGAAACCAAUAUCGACUGUUACACUACAGUUGCCGAAAUCUGCCCAUUCAAAAAGCCCCUCUCGCAUUGUCCAAGAGUCUUCUGUCCUUCUGACUGCAAGAGUCAACCCUCUUAUUGGUCACCAGUUAUUGGCAACAACAUCUACACUGACACCUCCAGCAUUUGUAAAGCGGCCAUCCAUGCAGGGGUGAUCCCACCAGACGGGGGCUUUGUGGACGUCCUGCCUCUGGACAAGAGAAAGAGUUAUGUUGGUGCGCUGAAAAAUGGCAUCCAGUCUGAAAGCAAGAGCAACACAGAGGGAGGCUCCUUCCGCGUCUUCACUGUGAGGGAGUGAGGCUUCUGUCAUCACAUCCUAAAGUCACCUGACCUGCUCUUGUGGAGCAGGGAGUGCUUGCAGGUUCGAUACCACCACGAACAUUCACGUGCCUUCGGCGGAAGCGGCGUCUCUCCGCAUAGUCUGAACUCUUUCCCCCUUAAGGUAAAGCAAGAAAAUCACGUUUUCCCACAUAGAGAAAACCUUUAGCAAGGCUUCACGUGUGAAUGUUGUAAAUUAUAAUGCAUUGAACAGCUGGUGCUGGGUCGAUGAAAGUUGUUAUGUUUACAUAAGUGUUAUUAAUAUUGUUUUCAUACGCAGGAAUGUAUACUGAUCACACUAUUUAAUCAGCGUGUACAUAAUAUAUAUAUAUUGAAGGAGUACCAUGUAAUAACAUUUUUCUCUUUUUUAUAUGUUAUCGUCUCUUUUUGCCACAUUUCCCCACUUCUGCAUUUACUUCUGCUUUUAUUUCCAAUGAAAAUAAUGUUUGCCUCCUCUACCCGACCCAAGACAGAUGAAUGUGUCACUUUUACAGUUAUAGAUGCAUUUUAUAUGUUGACAUGGGAGCCAUAAUUGGGAGUGUGGAAAGUUUCAUGUUCAAAAUGAUUGUUUAUGCACUUUUGUAAUAUCCUACAUUUCAAUGCAUUUUAUGUGAGAAAAGUGUCCAAAAUGGAAUAAAUUACAAACACGAACCAGGCCAAUCAGUCCUCAUGACCAGUAAAUCUUGUUCAUAUCAUAUUAAUGUAUGGCCACUAAGAAAAUCUCCGGCAUAUUUCUUUAUUCUA